CGGAAUAAGACCCUCUUUCCGUGGCCCGGAAACUUCUGGAGAAAAAGAGAUAAAUUAAGACCGAGGAGGAAGCAAAAAGGCGUUGGAGCUCAGCUACCGGGAACCAACGACUUCUCCUGCUGAGAGAAUUGUCUGCAUAGAGAGAGGAAGGAUAAUGGAGUCGAGUUCGGAAUUGCUGAGAUCGAUCGGGGCGGCGUUAGGAGUGUCGAUAGGGAAUGACGUGGCGGUGGUUGCAUUGACGACGUCGAUCGCCGUCGUCGUUGGCUUGCUGGUUUUGGUAUGGAUGAGAACGAGUGAUCGGAGUAAGGAGGUGAGGCCCUUGAAGGUUCCAAAGGCCAGAGCGGUUGAGCAGGAGGAAGACGUGGACACGGGCAAGGUUAAGGUCACCGUCUUCUUCGGUACUCAGACCGGUACCGCCGAGGGGUUUGCUAAGGCUUUAGCUGAGGAGAUCAAGACAAGGUAUGAGAAGGCAGUUGUGAAACUCGUGGACUUGGAUGAUUAUGCUGCCGAUGAUGACCAGUAUGAGGAGAAACUGAAAAAAGAAACAUUAGCGUUUUUCAUGGUUGCAACUUAUGGUGAUGGGGAGCCAACCGAUAAUGCUGCGAGAUUCUAUAAAUGGUUUGCGGAGGGAGGAGAAAGGAGCCCCUGGCUUCAACAGCUUACCUAUGGUGUAUUUGGUUUAGGGAACCGUCAGUAUGAACAUUUUAACAAGAUAGGUAAAGUUUUGGAUGAACAACUUAGUAAACAAGGUGCAAAAUGUUUAGUUCCACUUUGUCUUGGUGAUGAUGAUCAAUGCAUUGAAGAUGAUUUUACUGCUUGGCGGGAACAACUGUGGCCUGAAUUGGAUAUAAUACUUAAGGAUGAGGGUGAUGCAAACUCUGCAUCUACACAAUACACUGCUGUAAUUCCUGAAUAUCGUGUGGUGGUUCAUGACCAUGGGACUAAAACUUAUGAUGAUGUGCAUGCAAGUAUGGCCAAUGGAAAUGCUGUGUAUGAUAUCCACCAUCCAUGCAGAGUUAAUAUUGCUGUUCAAAGAGAGCUUCAUACACCUGAGUCUGAUCGUUCAUGCAUACACUUGGAAUUCAACAUAUCUGGCACUGGCAUAACAUAUGAAACUGGAGACCACGUGGGUGUCUAUGCUGAAAACUGUGAUGAAGCUGUUGAGGAAGCAGCGAAGUUGUUGGGUCAGCCUUUGGAUUUACUAUUUUCUAUGCAUACUGACAAAGAUGAUGGUACACCCUUGGGAGGUUCAUUGCAACCACCUUUUCCUGGUCCUUGCACUCUUCGAACUGCUCUAGCACGCUAUGCAGAUCUGUUAAAUCCUCCUCGAAAGGCCACUCUGGUUGUGUUAGGUGCUCAUGCAACUGAUGCUGGUGAGGCCGAAAGGCUCAAGUUCUUGUCUUCUCCACAGGGAAAGGAUGAGUACUCACAGUGGGUUGUUGCAAGUCAAAGAAGUUUACUUGAGGUAAUGUCAGAGUUUCCUUCUGCUAGACCUCCUCUUGGUGUAUUUUUUGCAGCAGUUGCUCCUCGCUUACAACCGCGUUUCUAUUCUAUCUCAUCCUCGCCCAAAUAUGCCCCUGACAGAGUCCAUGUAACCUGCGCUUUAGUUUGUGGUCCUACCCCUACAGGCAGGAUUCAUAGAGGAGUGUGUUCAACAUGGAUGAAGAAUGCAAUUCCGUUGGAGAAAAGUCAUGACCGCAGCUCAGCUCCAAUUUUCAUUCGGCCAUCAAACUUCAAAUUGCCAGCUGAUCCUUCAAUUCCAAUUAUUAUGGUGGGACCUGGUACUGGAUUGGCACCGUUUAGGGGAUUUCUACAGGAAAGAGCAGCUCUUAAAGAAAGUGGGGUUCAACUUGGCCCUGCACUGUUGUUUUUUGGUUGUAGGAACCGAAGGAUGGAUUUCAUUUAUGAGGAGGAGCUCAAGAAUUUUGUAGAUCAAGGCAUAAUUUCAGAGCUAGUUAUUGCAUUUUCACGGGAAGGGCCUGAAAAAGAUUAUGUUCAAUACAAGAUGAUGGAAAGAGCUGCCCAUGUAUGGAGUUUAAUCUCCCAAAAGGGAUAUCUAUAUGUAUGUGGGGAUGCCAAAGGGAUGGCUCGAGAUGUACAUCAUACUCUCCAUACUAUUGUCCAAGAGCAGGAAAAGGUAGAUGCUUCAAAGGCUGAGGCCACAGUGAAGAAACUCCAGACGGAUGGAAGGUAUCUAAGGGAUGUCUGGUGAUCAUUACCACGCAUACUAUUCUGCCUGCAAAUUGCUGUGUGUUCCGAUUGCCAAUAUUGAAACACAGCGGUCUGAGUCUUCCCAACAUCUAAAUUUUGUCAUCUAGAGACUAUGAAUUUUCUUUUAACAUGUUAUUCAUCAAAGGUUCAUAAAUUUUAUUUUUUUUGAGAACAGAAAGGUUCAUAGUUUUUAGUACACGAUAUUUGUUAUACAUGGUUAAAUAAAUAAAUGUUUCUUCUCCCGUCCAAUUCAAAUGGAA
Ipomoea triloba (trilobed morning glory) is the source of this 2471-nucleotide messenger RNA. RefSeq names its product NADPH--cytochrome P450 reductase-like. The record is from RefSeq and is a predicted model, not a curated record. The coding region runs from base 155 to 2212 and encodes 685 amino acids. Gene Ontology annotation, cellular component: cytosol. Gene Ontology annotation, molecular function: NADPH-hemoprotein reductase activity; flavin adenine dinucleotide binding; FMN binding. NCBI's taxonomy places the organism in Eukaryota, Viridiplantae, Streptophyta, Magnoliopsida, Solanales, Convolvulaceae. The transcript has 19 exons.